Corticium candelabrum is the source of this 10132-nucleotide messenger RNA. RefSeq lists its product as uncharacterized. NCBI's taxonomy places the organism in Eukaryota, Metazoa, Porifera, Homoscleromorpha, Homosclerophorida, Plakinidae. Gene Ontology annotation, biological process: cell-matrix adhesion. Gene Ontology annotation, molecular function: calcium ion binding. The transcript has 35 exons. The coding region runs from base 1727 to 10003 and encodes 2758 amino acids. The record is from RefSeq and is a predicted model, not a curated record.
GGUAUUAAUUAAUUAUAGGGAAGUUUUUGGAGCAUGAACCUAAGGUCUAUUUAAUUAAUUAAUUUGUUAAUUAAAUAUUGAUUGACUUUUGUAUGAUUUACAUUUGGACAUAGGAUGGAUCUGGAAUAGCUUUUAGAUUCUGAUUCGGUUUUAUCAAUUGGUGCUUUAUCAUGAUUGCAAAGUGAUUCAUGACUUUCAAAACAGGGAGGGAAUUUUAAUUAAAGAAAUCCAUUAUAAUUUACGUUGUGUUUUAUGAUAUUGUCCUUAUGUAUUGUUGUUGUGGCAAGGACUCUAAAAAGACGUUUGUGUUAAUUAUGUAUAGGCAGCAGAUUGUAUACUUAAUUAAGAGCUAUAGUAGUACUAUAGAGUGCUUUGAGUUGUACGUAGAUGUGGCCAUUAAUUUCGUUUCUAAUGAUAAUAGAAAUCAUAAUUUCUACUAAUUUUCUGUGUGUAUAAAGCAAAUUCUGCACCAGGCACAAGCAGUUUCUUUAAUUAAGUUGUUAACUAUAGUGUGCAUGCAUUAUUUGGUAUGUGGAUGCAUGAGCAGAUGGCUAACAUUUGCAUAUGGGCUUAUAUAUCACCAAACACAAUAGUGAUUGGCAUAUAGGGGUGACAGAGGUCAUCCAGCAUCCUGCCAAUACAAUAGAAAAAUUGCCAUUUUGAAUUAAUUGUAAAAGCACCACAGUUAUCCCUAUCUUGUCUCUUUACUUUUAUGUCAUUUCUAUAGCUCCCAGCUGUUUCAAAUGUGGAGAAUUUUUUAUCUACUUGAGUAACUAAAAUUGCAUGUAAAUUCCGACAAAAAUACAGCUGUUAGAGCAGUCUGCAUGUGACUUAAUUAAUUAAUUAAUUAAGUUACGUGAUUACCUAAUGGUAUGUAUACGAAAUGAGUUGGAAGUCUAAGGUAAUUAAGUCUAGAAAUGUAAGAAUCAGAGGAACAUAAAUACUUAAAAUACAGUUCAGCUAGCAAACUUUGUUUCCUGAAAUUUUUGUUUGUGUACUCAUGUGAUUUGUGUUCAGAUUAGACACUCAUACGAAGAUGUUCCAGUACGUGCAUGCAAUGAAAUUUCAACAUCUCCAGCAACUGCAGUUCCAACACAGACGCUGGUUCAAACAACCAAUGGUAUACCAAGCUUGCAGCCUCUCGCCUAGACUCAGAUAAAGAUAGUCAACGUUCUUCCAAAUGUCAUGAGCAAUUGACUGUCUCGACAGUACUCUGGUGUGGCUUUGGCUUUUAUUAAGACAGCACUCUUGUUGUCAAGGUGUUGUGGCAACAUAGCAACUUCCUUGUCAAGGUGUUGUGGGUCUUCAAGUCUACUAUAGAAGGAAACAACUAGCCGAUGAAGACACCAUAAUUUAUAAUUCAUUGCAUCUGUUUGCAUCUGUUGGUAUGUUUCUGGUCUUUGCUUCUGUUGUCUUUGUUUCUAUGUCUUUGAUCUAUGGUGGUACAGUAUAUGUUUCUGCUUCUGUUGAUUUUUGGUGUGUCUUUGUUAGUACCAUGCAGGUUCUGUUCUAAUUUUUCUAUUUUUAGGUACACUUCAUUUUGGGACUUUGCCAGUGUGGUCUUAGACGUGUUAUGCAAUAAUUAUAAUUACUGUUAAUGUUAAUCAAUAAUUAUGAUGCUAUUACUUAAUAUUUGAUACAGAAGUUAGAAAUAUGUUCAGCUCCCGUUACAUUUAAGGACAACAUUUAUUUUUAUAAUCUUGGACUGUUAGUAUGCUGGUUUGUGAUGUGUUGUGUAGAAAUUUCAAUAUCUUUACUAACACCAGGUCCAACACAGACAGUAUCUUCAUCGCCACCAGUAAUUGUGCCUUCUCCUACUCCAUCUGUUGAUGUAUCACCAUCGGUCAGUGCAGUUCCUUCACCAGAAAUUGCUCCGACACAGACAAUAUCUUCAGUACCAUUUAUAAUUGUGCCGCCACAUCCUUCUCCAUUAGUGGAUGUAUCAUCAUCAUCAGUCAGCGUUGUUCCUUUACCAAGAGUAUCUUCACCUCCACCUGUAAUUGUUCCACCACCGUCUUCAUCAGUUGAUUUAUCACCAACAGUCAGUGCGGUUCCUUCACCGACAAUUUCUCCAACACAGACAAUAUCUUCAGUGCUAUCUGUAAUUGUGCCACCACCACCACCUCCAUCUGCUGGUAUAUCACGAUCAGUCAUUGUAGUUCUUUCACCAACAGUAUCUUCACCUCCACCUGUAAUUGUGCCUCCUCCUACUCCAGCUGUUGAUGUAUCACCAUCGGUCAGUGCAGUUUCUUCACCAAAAAUUGCUCCGACACAGACAAUAUCUUCAGUACCAUUUAUGAUUGUGCCGCCACAUCCUCCUCCAUUAGUGGAUGUAUCAUCAUCAAUCAGCGUUGUUCCUUUACCAACAGUAUCUUCACCUUCACUUGUAAUUGUUUCACCACCUUCAUCUGUUGAUGUAUCACCAACAGUCAGUGCGGUUCCUUCACCGACAAUUGCUCCAACACAGACAAUAUCUUCAGUACGAUCUGUAAUUGUGAUGCCACAUCCUCCUUCAUCUGCGGAUGUAUCACGAUCGGUCAUUGUAGUUCUUUCACCAACGAUUGUUCUGCAGACAGUUUAUCAAAUGUCGGCUUUAUUGGAACUCACUUCAGUUUCUUCAGGUUUACUUACAUCAGCUACAGUACCAACAGUUCAUGUUACACCAACUCCAUGUCACUUGAUUAAUUGCCCUGUGCUGCAUCGUCUCAUGCAUGGCAGUAUGUCUACUAACAACAGUGUUUGCAAUACAACUGUGCACUUUGGUUGCGACGAUUGCUACUUUCUUGUUGGUCACUCAAACUUAACCUGCCAGCCAAAUGGAGAGUGGGAUGGAAAUCCACCUUCUUGUGAAGUUGGUCACUGUCCAGAAUUAGUUUCUCCUUACAGUGGGUCAUUAUCAACAACCGAGACAUCAUGCAAUACAACCGUAGGCAUUGUGUGUGAUGAAUGCUAUGAGUCUAGGAUCGAUUAUUUUUCCUGUUUGCCUGGUUUUUAUUGGGACUAUGACAUUCCUACUUGUGAAUUUGUCUACUGCCCAUCGUUAAUGACACCGUAUGAUGUAGUAAAAAGUUCUGAUGAUACUGGGUGUGGUGUAGAAGUUCUUUUCAGUUGCAUUGAAGGCUUUAUGUUAUCAGGGAACUCUUCUUUGGUUUGUAUGACAAAUGGAAUGUGGAAUGGUGUUACUCCGCAGUGCAAAGAUGUGGAUGAAUGUUUGGAGUUUCCUUGUAACAAUGACGGUACCUGUCACAACACGAUUGGUAGUUUUAGCUGCAUAUGUACUGCAUACUUUUUGGGGCCUUUAUGCGAUGAAGAUGCUGGUAAUCUGUACUCAUACGGUCCAUCUCAGAAUGACUUUGUUCUUCCUCCUCUUGAUGACUUUUCUCUUGGUCCGAUACCUAUUAAUAUUGAGUGCUUUCCAUUUGGUCAAGUGCACCAGCACCAAUCAGUCUAUAUUUCGUCAAACGGGCUCAUCUCAUUUGAUCAACCGUUUGCUGAUCCAUUUCCUCGUGUGUUUCCUGGUUUUACGUUUACAUCUGUGGUGGCACCUUAUUGGUCGGAUGUUGACUUGCGAAGAGAUGGCGAUGUGUACUAUAAUGUAUAUAGAGAUGUUGACUCUACAUACAUUCAAAGAGCUACAGCUGAUGUUCGGAUGUUUAGCAAGUAUCACUCAUUUACAGCAGUAUGGGUAUUGGUUGCCACGUGGGUUCAAGUUCCUAAUUUUCCUGAUGGAUCUCCUAACUAUUUUGAUCAUCUUUCGACUCAACGUAACACGUUUCAGGUUGUCAUAGCAACAGAUGGUAGCCAGGCAUUUGCAAUUUUCAAUUAUCCUAUUGAUGGUCUGCAGUGGUCUGGUCGUGGGGCAUCAGCUGUAGUUGGUUACACCACAUUUGACAGCAACUUUUUUCACAGUCACUUUUUGUCUGGAUUUCCGGAUGUUGUAGACAUUGAUUCAAAAUUGUUUCCAUCCAAUACAGGACACAUAGGCCGAUUGUUUUAUCAACUCAGUGAGGAUAUCAACAUUUGCUCUUCUAAUUCAGUUUGUCUCAAGUGGGCUAGAGAGGAUAGUGAUCGUGAUCAAUUCCUUCCAUGGCAGUUCUUUCUUCCACCAUGUCCUUGCUCAUUUUUUCAAGCCAGCAGAGAUUUCAGAUAUCAAGUGUCUUCUGUAACAGCAACAUCUAUCUGCUAUGCGUCUACUUUUCCUGUAGCAUUUGGCUCUCAAGUUAAAUGCUGCUAUACAUUUUCCUUUUUUGGUGGUGGUUUUUUUGGUGGUGGUUCUUUAGUAGUAGGCUUUCCACAAGGUGGCACAACUAACCGAUAUCACUCACGGUUUUUUCCUUUUCUCCAUGAGCAACAUGAUAUUCAACCAUACAGAGACUGCUGUGUCAAUGCUGAUCUUUGUCAUCUUUAUUAUCAACGUCGACCCUCUCAAAACUGCUUUGGCUAUUUCCCACCAUUUUGGGCUUGGUUUUGGGGCGACCCACACAUUAGUACUUUGGAUGGAAAACAGUACACAUUUAAUGGUCUUGGUGAAUAUAUUCUGUUGAAGACUGCUAAUGAAACCUUUAUGUUGGAAGGCCGCACUCGCUUGGUGGAGAACUCCACUGCCACUGUAUUUUCUGCUUUCGCUGCGGCUGAGUUGAACAAGAGCAGUGAGUUGAGUGAAUUCCAUUUGAAGUCGAGUGUUGUUGACACUGAACUAACUAAUGAAAACACUUUGCAAGUAAUGGCCUGCUGCUACAUAGAGGAUGAUUUGUCUUCUAGUUCUCCUACAUUUGAUAAGAGCGGUUGGCGUGACAUCACAAAUGACUUUAAUGACCUUGAUAAUGUCACUCAGUUGGCACUGGACAAUGUUGUAUUGACACGACCGGAUAACAAAAGCAUAGUAGCUGCAUUUGUUUCUGGGAUUUCUGUGACAGUGGAGGUAAAGAAAGCUUCGUUGAGUGUAGUUUUUGCAGCUCCUGACUCAUUCAAAGGAGAUACACAAGGUUUGCUGGGCAAGUGGGAUGGUGACAAAUCAAAUGAUCUUGCUGCACGGAAUGGAACAGUUAUACACAUUAACUCAACUGAUCGAGCUAUUCACAGUGUUUCACAGACUUGGCAAGUGGAUGAAGCUGAAUCUUUAUUUUACUAUGGUGAAGGCAGUGGCUUGUCUACUUUUUCAAGACCUGAUCACAUUCCUGUGUUUUCUGAUGAAGCUCUUGAGCGAUACACACCUGAGCAACGAGCAGCUUGCAAUGAUGACCCUCAAUGUCUUUUUGACACGGCUGAAACAGGUGAUCCAGAAAUAGGUCAGGAAACACUUGUUACCAACACGCAGCUACUCGAACAGUCAGCAUCUCUCAUGAACUUUCCUCCAACUCUGAAUGGCAGUAAUGUUUUGAAUGCAACCAUCGGCGAGUUAGUGACAUACACAUUUAUCGGAUCAGACAGCGAUACAUUCAAUGUGACAUUAGACGGUAUUCUUCCUCCAUCAUCAGAUUACACAUUCACAAGAACUGGGGAUGAGUUCAAUUUUACAUGGACACCAACAUCAUCUGAAGUUGUGUCUCUUGUGUUUAUUGCCAAUGAUACAACUGGCUUGAGCAGUCAACUUCAGCCACUCGUUCGUUUGUGUGCUUGUCGAUUGGAGAAGAAUGCUACAUGUGUGAUAUCUGACGCAAGUGGAGGUGAAAAUCUGUUUGUGCUUGAGGACUGUGAAUGUGGCAUUGGGUGGCAAGGAAAAUUUUGUGGUGUGGAUAUCAAUGCAUGUUUGACAUCCAACUGUCCUCAUGGCACCAACUGUACUGAUCGACGUGCACCAGACACUGGUUUUGACUGUGGGUCAUGUACUCCAGGACUUGAAGUGGUAGAUGGGAAAUGUGAAGACAUUGAUGAGUGCAUAAACGAUACACUGAACAACUGUCAACAUUCAUGUGUCAAUCAAGUACCAUCUUUUAGUUGCGAGUGUCGCACAGGGUUCACCUUACAAGAUGAUGGUGUCAACUGUUCAGAUGUCAAUGAGUGUGAAAAUGGCAACCCAUGCCAUCAAGUUUGUAACAACGUACCAGGUUCUUUUCAGUGUGAUUGUUUCAAUGGAUUUCUUCUUCUUUCUGCUGAUAACAUCACUUGCGCACCUGAAGAAGUAUGUAUGACGAGAGAAGCAGAUUGUGAGCAGGUGUGCUCUCGAAAUAAGAGUAGUGGGGUUGAAACCUGCAGUUGCAAUCAAGGUUAUCAGCUUGAUUCUAAUGAUCGCAACUGUUCUGAUAUUAAUGAAUGCAACGAGAAUUUGGAUAACUGUGAUCAAACAUGUGUGAACACAAAUGGAUCGUUUACUUGCCAGGGUAAUAUUGGCUAUAUACUAGAAUCUGAUCGACACACUUGUACAGAUAUCAAUGAAUGUUUGGAGGAUCCAUGCACUAAUAUUACUGGACAGCAGUGCAGCAACUUGCCUGGCUCGUUUAAUUGUUCAUGUCCACUUGGCACUGAAGUUAUCGGUAGUGCUUGCAAACUUGCUGACGAUUGUGCUUCUGGUCCAUGUCUAAAUGAUGGUGAAUGCUUUGAUGGUCUGGGCAUGUUCACGUGUCUGUGUAGCUCUGGCUACACAGGAGUUGUGUGCGAUAAAGAGCUAAAUGAAUGUGACUCAAAUCCGUGUCAGAACAACGGAACCUGUACUGAUCAGUUUGACAAGUUUAAAUGUGAUUGUAUCCCAGGUUAUGAAGGAGACUCAUGUGAGAGAGAAACAGAUGAGUGUGGAUCGUCGCCUUGUCAAAAUGGAGCAACAUGUGUAGAUGCUUUCCUCAGCUUCACAUGCAACUGUACUGUUGGAUAUGAGGGAAUUAUGUGUGAAACAAAUAUCGACAAGUGCAUGUCUCUGCCAUGUCGGAAUGGAGCCAUGUGUGAGGAUGGUGUCAAUGGCUAUAAUUGUACGUGUGUGCCAGGCUUCACUGGUGUGUUAUGUGAAACAGAAGUGAAUGAAUGUGAUUCAUCACCAUGUCAAAACAAUGCUACAUGCAUUGAUCAAGUGAAUAAAUAUGAUUGUCGAUGUAUGGCUGGUUAUACAGGACAGCAGUGCGAAACAGAAAUUGAUGAAUGUGCUUCAAAUCCUUGUCAGAAUGGCGGUACUUGCACAGAUCUACUGGAUAGCUAUACAUGUAACUGUAUCGAAGGCUACAUUGGACUAGACUGUGAAACCGAUUUUAAUGAAUGUGAAAGCAAUCCAUGUUUCAAUAGUGGAGUUUGCGUGGACCAUGUCAAUAGUUUUGAUUGUACCUGUGCAAGUAGAUUCAGUGGAUCAUUUUGUCAAAUUGCACCAAACAGAACUGUUCCUUGCACUGAUGAAUUUGAGUCGGGAGACUGUGAUGAUGUUGUUACUUGUGCUGAGGCUGCUUUUCCUUGCUCCUAUUCAUACUUUACUGAGUUCCUCUUGCCAUUGUGCAAGUUACAGGACAGCGCAUCAACUGCAAUGGGAUGGUCAACGGCAGCCAGCUCAUGCUUGAUGGAACAAAUACAUGAUUACUUUACCUCAAACUACAUCAGUCAACCAUCAUCCACAGAGUGUAUUGAGUUUCAACGGUUUAUGUUUCAUUCACAGCAACAAUGUCUCAAUUUUUCUCUGUGCAGUAGCAACAUUAGCCGUUUUGAUGCAGAUAUUGUGUCAAGUGUGUUUAAUAGCCUUUCUCCCCUUCGUGAUGCAAACAUAGAACAGAUGUUGCAACUCAUCGAUUCUUGCCCAGGAGAUGGUGUUGACUUACUUGCUGAUAGUUUGAGGGAUAAAGGCUUUGUUAUCUGUGUAGUGGUUGAAUUGUUAGCAGGUGAAGAUGAGGAAGCUAUAGCAGAAACUGUUCGCUCCAGACUUUCGAACCUCGUUGCAUCAGUGACAGGACGUGUUAGUAAUGUUACAUCUUUUGAUUCUAAUGCGUGUCCAGCAUUGCCUUCUGACAACAACAGCCGGAGACGUCGAAGCAUAGUUGACGAUGACAUGGUACGAAUUCGAAGGAAUACAGGAACAGUUGCUCCUUCCAAUACUACUGUUCAGCUGGCAUUUUUGAGUAGUGGCGAUAAUGCUGUCAGUUUGUCAACAUUAUGUGACAAUACAUCAACUGUGGGUAAUGCAAGUCUGGGUUGUUCAGUGUGUGGUAAUGGUGUGUUAAAUGUUGCUAAUGAGAGCUGUGACGAUGGAAAUGAAAUGUCUGGUGAUGGUUGCUCUAGUGAUUGUGUCAUUGAGCGAGGUUAUGAUUGUAACGUCAAUGUGGUAUCUAGUGUUUGCAUAAACAAGACUUGUGGUGAUGAUAUUCGUGUGUCUGGAGAGGAGUGUGACAAUGGGAAUCGUCGUGGAUGUUCUAAUUGUUUAAUUGUUCAAGGGUUUGAGUGCUCUGACGUAUUCUACGAAAGUAGCGUGUGCUUCAGUUGUGGCAAUCAAAUAGUGGAAGAGUUAGAGCAGUGUGACAAUGGACUCAGUAGUGCUAUUGAUGGUUGUAACAAUACCUGCUCUGUUGAUCUUCUUUGGGACUGUACAUCUGUGAUUGAUGAGGAAAGUGUUUGUGAACACGUUGCUGUCGACUUCAAUGUUGCCGAUGUCACAACUUUGAAUCCUCCAGUCAUUGACUUUGUUGCUGCUGGUGCCGUACUGUUUUUAGUACAGGAAGUUGGACAACUGGAUAGUAGUCGUUUCGGUGAUACGGACUGGAAGAGUAUAGAAGUUGAUAUGUCUAUUCCAUCAUCUUCUAACAUCUCCUUUGAAAAUAUUGAUUAUUUACGAGAUCAAACAGUUCUUCAACAAAGGAUAACAACUUCUGACUUCUUUGCAUUAAAUAAUUCCAUUGUAGAGGAUCAAAGUGUUGCUGAUGUCAGUUUAGGAGAGAGACACAAAAGAUUUGUGCGUUUGAAUAAGCCUGCUAAUCUUACUCACGUGUUACUAUCUUUGGUGUUUCAUCAUUCUACUGCAAACGUUCAGGGAGAAUUUAGGUAUGUUAAUUUGACAGUUGUGGAUAUUUUUGAUGAUCGAUCUCCAACAGUUAUGAUCACUUUGAGAUAUAUUGGUUCAAAUGAUAGCUCACCAGUCAGUAUUGCUGAGAAUGCAACAAUUGUUCUAACACAGUCAGUAUCUGCAUCUUCACCUAUGAUUGUUUUAUCAUCUUCUCCUCCACCUGUGGAUGUAUCACCAUCAGUCAUGGUAAUUCCUUCAGCAACAAUCAUCUCACAGACAGUUUCUUCUCUACUUUCUGCAAUUUUAUUGCCUAUUCUGUCUCCAUCUGUACGGUUAUCUGCUACCGUUGAACCAGUGACAUCAUUGCAAGUAGUAAUGAAAGUCUCUACUGAAAUAUUCAGUACCAGUACUACCACUCAAACAUUAACUUCAUUUGAACCCGCACCAGUUUCUUCAGCUUUACUUACAUCUUCUAUAAUACCAACGGUUCAUGUUGCACCAACUUUGUGUCAUUUGAUUAAUUGCCCUGUGCUGAAUUAUCCCAUGCAUGGCAGUAUGUCUACUAACAACAGUGUUUGUAUAAACACAACUGUACACUUUGAUUGUGAUGAUUGCUACUUUCUUGUUGGUCAGUCAAACUUAUCUUGUCAGCCAAAUGGAGAGUGGGAUGGAAAUCCACCUUCUUGUGAAGUGGUCUAUUGCCCAUCGUUGAUGACACCAUACAAUGGUACAAAGAACUCUGAGGACACUAGGUGUGGUGUAAGGGUUGAGUUCAGUUGCAAUGAAAACUUCACAUUAUCAGGGAAGUCUUCUUUGGUUUGCUUGACGAAUGGAAUGUGGGAUGGCAUUCCUCCACAAUGCGACGCUUUACCUGAAACAGUAGCCCCUACACUCUCAGAAGGAGGUCCUGCUCUAACAACUGCUGAAAUCAUUGGUCUCAUUAUUAGUGUUGUUGGAGUUGUCAUUCUCAUCAUAGUCAUUAUUUUAUACUGCAGAAUGUGUAAAAGAAAUAUCAAAGUGAAGCCAUCAAGUGAUAAUGAUCUGGCACCACAACCAGGAAAAGCUUCUACUGAUCCUACACAGACACAUGCUGAAUGACGAAACGGAUGACUGAUAUUUACAUGCGGCUAUUUUAGUUUUAUUUGGUUAGUUUUUAAAUUGACUUUAGAUAACUGAUUGUGUUUGUUUGUAUUGGUCUGCAUUACAUGUCUAAGCUGGAGUUGAAAA